Parus major (Great Tit) is the source of this 2530-nucleotide messenger RNA. It is a transcript of the gene DNAJB13, whose product is annotated as DnaJ heat shock protein family (Hsp40) member B13. The transcript is spliced from 8 exons. Bases 119 to 1072 code for a protein of 317 amino acids. Gene Ontology annotation, cellular component: cytosol. NCBI's taxonomy places the organism in Eukaryota, Metazoa, Chordata, Aves, Passeriformes, Paridae. The record is from RefSeq and is a predicted model, not a curated record. Gene Ontology annotation, molecular function: protein-folding chaperone binding.
AUGAGGGUGAGGGUUGAGCGGGCCCGGCGGAGUGCGGAAGUGAGCGGGAGAACUGCGUUUCCCGUGACGCCCCGCGCGGCGCGGACCGGAAGUCGUGUUGCUAUAGCAACGGGACGCCAUGGGGCUGGACUACUACGCUGUGCUGGAGCUGGACCGCGGGGCCACCGCCGACGACAUCAAGAAGGCUUAUCGGAAGUUGGCCCUGAAGUACCACCCAUUAAAAUGCAAGGAGCCCUGGGGGCCGAAGAGGUUCCAGCAGCUGGCAGAGGCCUACGAUGUGCUCAGCGACCCUAUGAAGAAAGGCAUCUACGACAAAUUUGGGGAAGAGGGGCUCAAAGGUGGCAUCCCCUUGGAAUUGGCGAGUGACAAUCCUUGGAGCAUCGGAUAUGUGUUCCACAACAACCCUGAAAAAGUCUUCAGGGAGUUCUUUGGAGGGGACAACCCCUUUGCAGAGUUCUUUGCUGAGGAUGGCUCGGAGGUGCUGCUGCCCUUUGGAGGGCCCCGAGGCCGGGGGGCCCUGCGGCGGGACCCCCCCAUCGUGCGGGAUCUCUACGUGUCCCUCGAGGACCUGUUCCAUGGCUGCACCAAGAAGAUUAAGAUCUCCCGCAGGGUGAUGAACGAGGAUGGGCAGACAAGCACCAUCAGGGAUAAGAUCCUAACGAUUGACGUGCAGCCAGGAUGGAAGCGCGGCACCAGGAUCACCUUCGAGAAGGAAGGAGACCAGGGCCCUAACAUCAUUCCAGCUGACAUCACCUUUGUAGUCCAGGAGAAGCUUCACCCCAGGUUCAAAAGAAUCGACAACAACCUCCUUCAUGUUGCCAGCAUCCCCCUGUCAAAGCAGGCGCUGACUGGAUUCACCCUGGAUGUGUGGACGCUGGAUGGGAGGCUGCUGAACAUCCCCAUCAACGACAUUGUGGACCCCAAGUACUACAAAAUGGUGCCAGGGGAGGGAAUGCCGCUGGUCCAGGACCCCCAGCACAAGGGGGACCUCUACAUCUACUUUGACAUCCUCUUCCCCAAAAGGCUCAGCCCUGAGGUGAAAACACUCUUGAAAAGCAUCCUCCAGCCCUAGGGACAGUGACCUUCCCCCUCUCCCCCUUCCUUAUUUCCCCCCCCAAUAAAGCUUUGGAGCCAGCACUGGGACUGGGCAGAAGUUCUUCCAAAUGCUGGGAACCCUAAGCCACAGGAUCACCCUAAAACAACAGCCCUGAGGCCUGGCCUGGGUCCUGCUGGCUUUGUGGUCUCUGCUCCCACCCUGCAGCAGCAGCUCUGCAGCCCCAAGGGAGGAUUUGGGGGGAUAGAGGGAGGCACCCAUGGCCAAGACCCUGCCCACUGGCCUCAGUGCUUUAUUUUCCUAAUCCCAGAAUCUGUCCCUACCAAAGCUGAGCCCUGACAGUGCAGGGAGAGGUCAGGUAACACUUGUGUUGCCUUUUCCAGUGGCACUCCAGGGCUGGAGAAUGCCCUAAAAGGGGAGGAAACGCUGACCCUGCUGCAAUCAGACCCCAUAGGGGAGGUUUAUUGCAAGUGCCAGUAGGGAAUAACAGGAAGCUGUGCCGGGAAAAGCAGCUGAAGGGAACAUGCCAGGGAUAUCCCCAUCCCAAAGGCAGCGUGGGUUGGGAUACUUGGGGUUUAGUCAGCAUAGUGAGGUUGUGAGUGCUCAGUGGGGCAUCCCCCACUCACCCUUUGGAGAAACCAGUGAGAACAUCCUGGGUGAGGAAUGAAGGCACCUGGGCACAGGGGCUGCCUCACCACGAGCCAGGAGCAUGUCCAGAGAUCAGCUGAAUCCUAGGGAAUUCCCUCAAGUCUCCCACAGGGACAUCAGUGGGGCUGUGGGGAUGAGGGUUAUAAAUAGCCAGUUCUUUGGGAUAUAAACCUGUCAUUGUCCUGAUCCUGGCUGAGACCUCAGAUCCCUGAACACCACAGCUCCAUCACCCCAGAGGAGCUCUGUGGAUUCCAAAUUCUGGAAACAGCCUCCAAACUGUUGUAGGAUAAUACUUUAGAAUGUCUCAAAGGGCAGCAGCUCCUGCACCCCUGAGCACCACAAUUCCAUGAUCCCAAGGGAUCCCGUGGCUGCAGACCUGCUGCUCUGUGGGUUCUGCACAGCCAGCUGGGAUCCUGCAUUCCCAAGAAAGGGACAUUAAACUGGGAAUCAGGGAAUCCCUGCACACCUCCACUGUGAGAGGUGACACCAAUGCAAAUAGAACAGUGCCCUGCUCCAGCAUUUUCAUCCUUACCUGUUUUAGCCAUUAAAAUAUGCUCCUUUUUCUUACUCUAUUCUUUGCCUAUUGUAUCACAACCAUUUUCAUCCCAGAUCCCACUUGUCAGUUACUCAAUCAUUUACCAUUGCACUUUGGACAAAAUAAGGGACACCAGGGAUGCUGGACCACAGGAAAUCUGCAGGAGAAACCCAUUAGAACCUGACAGAGAAAGGUUUCAAGGUAUUCCACAACGCAGAAAUCUGUCCAUGCCUUGUCAGGCCACCCCAGUUCUGUCACAUCCACCUGAGCUGUGCAGGCCAAGGCUCCCUUUC